GGCGAACCUUCAUAUAAUGAAGCCAAAUAUCUUGUUGUUAAUGUUUUCAAUUUUGGACCAAGAACGUUAAGAUUUGUAAGUGCACAGAUAGCAGCGGGCGUCGCAGUAUCUAUUCCUGAUCCGGGUGCCGUUAUUACUUCAAGAGCUAGUAAAGGAAAUAUGGCAAGGUUAGUAUUUAAGCAAAACGAUUGGAGUAUAAAUCCAAGAGGCCCAGAAGUCAAUCUAAUUUUUAAGGGAAAAAAAGGUGGAUUUAAUCAUGGAAAUGGUUGUAUUAAAUUUGAAUUAUUUGAAGAGUUGUAA
Messenger RNA from Dentiscutata erythropus, 300 nucleotides. Lineage: Eukaryota; Fungi; Glomeromycota; Glomeromycetes; Diversisporales; Gigasporaceae. The record is from the annotation of a GenBank genome assembly.